Molecule: messenger RNA, 2634 nt
Organism: Schistosoma mattheei
Lineage: Eukaryota; Metazoa; Platyhelminthes; Trematoda; Strigeidida; Schistosomatidae
Source: the annotation of a GenBank genome assembly
AUGACGAUGAUGAUGAUGAUGAUGAUGAUGAUGAUGAUGAUGAUGAUGAUGAUGAUGAUGAUGAUGAUGAUGAUGAUGAUGAUGAUGAUGAUGAUGAUGAUGAUGAUGAUGAUGAUGAUGAUGAUGAUGAUGAUGAUGAUGAUGAUGAUGAUGAUGAUGAUGAUGAUGAUGAUGAUGAUGAUGAUGAUGAUGAUGAUGAUGAUGAUGAUGAUGAUGAUGAUGAUGAUGAUGAUGAUGAUGAUGAUGAUGAUGAUGAUGAUGAUGAUGAUGAUGAUGAUGAUGAUGAUGAUGAUGAUGAUGAUGAUGAUGAUGAUGAUGAUGAUGAUGAUGAUGAUGAUGAUGAUGAUGAUGAUGAUGAUGAUGAUGAUGAUGAUGAUGAUGAUGAUGAUGAUGAUGAUGAUGAUGAUGAUGAUGAUGAUGAUGAUGAUGAUGAUGAUGAUGAUGAUGAUGAUGAUGAUGAUGAUGAUGAUGAUGAUGAUGAUGAUGAUGAUGAUGAUGAUGAUGAUGAUGAUGAUGAUGAUGAUGAUGAUGAUGAUGAUGAUGAUGAUGAUGAUGAUGAUGAUGAUGAUGAUGAUGAUGAUGAUGAUGAUGAUGAUGAUGAUGAUGAUGAUGAUGAUGAUGAUGAUGAUGAUGAUGAUGAUGAUGAUGAUGAUGAUGAUGAUGAUGAUGAUGAUGAUGAUGAUGAUGAUGAUGAUGAUGAUGAUGAUGAUGAUGAUGAUGAUGAUGAUGAUGAUGAUGAUGAUGAUGAUGAUGAUGAUGAUGAUGAUGAUGAUGAUGAUGAUGAUGAUGAUGAUGAUGAUGAUGAUGAUGAUGAUGAUGAUGAUGAUGAUGAUGAUGAUGAUGAUGAUGAUGAUGAUGAUGAUGAUGAUGAUGAUGAUGAUGAUGAUGAUGAUGAUGAUGAUGAUGAUGAUGAUGAUGAUGAUGAUGAUGAUGAUGAUGAUGAUGAUGAUGAUGAUGAUGAUGAUGAUGAUGAUGAUGAUGAUGAUGAUGAUGAUGAUGAUGAUGAUGAUGAUGAUGAUGAUGAUGAUGAUGAUGAUGAUGAUGAUGAUGAUGAUGAUGAUGAUGAUGAUGAUGAUGAUGAUGAUGAUGAUGAUGAUGAUGAUGAUGAUGAUGAUGAUGAUGAUGAUGAUGAUGAUGAUGAUGAUGAUGAUGAUGAUGAUGAUGAUGAUGAUGAUGAUGAUGAUGAUGAUGAUGAUGAUGAUGAUGAUGAUGAUGAUGAUGAUGAUGAUGAUGAUGAUGAUGAUGAUGAUGAUGAUGAUGAUGAUGAUGAUGAUGAUGAUGAUGAUGAUGAUGAUGAUGAUGAUGAUGAUGAUGAUGAUGAUGAUGAUGAUGAUGAUGAUGAUGAUGAUGAUGAUGAUGAUGAUGAUGAUGAUGAUGAUGAUGAUGAUGAUGAUGAUGAUGAUGAUGAUGAUGAUGAUGAUGAUGAUGAUGAUGAUGAUGAUGAUGAUGAUGAUGAUGAUGAUGAUGAUGAUGAUGAUGAUGAUGAUGAUGAUGAUGAUGAUGAUGAUGAUGAUGAUGAUGAUGAUGAUGAUGAUGAUGAUGAUGAUGAUGAUGAUGAUGAUGAUGAUGAUGAUGAUGAUGAUGAUGAUGAUGAUGAUGAUGAUGAUGAUGAUGAUGAUGAUGAUGAUGAUGAUGAUGAUGAUGAUGAUGAUGAUGAUGAUGAUGAUGAUGAUGAUGAUGAUGAUGAUGAUGAUGAUGAUGAUGAUGAUGAUGAUGAUGAUGAUGAUGAUGAUGAUGAUGAUGAUGAUGAUGAUGAUGAUGAUGAUGAUGAUGAUGAUGAUGAUGAUGAUGAUGAUGAUGAUGAUGAUGAUGAUGAUGAUGAUGAUGAUGAUGAUGAUGAUGAUGAUGAUGAUGAUGAUGAUGAUGAUGAUGAUGAUGAUGAUGAUGAUGAUGAUGAUGAUGAUGAUGAUGAUGAUGAUGAUGAUGAUGAUGAUGAUGAUGAUGAUGAUGAUGAUGAUGAUGAUGAUGAUGAUGAUGAUGAUGAUGAUGAUGAUGAUGAUGAUGAUGAUGAUGAUGAUGAUGAUGAUGAUGAUGAUGAUGAUGAUGAUGAUGAUGAUGAUGAUGAUGAUGAUGAUGAUGAUGAUGAUGAUGAUGAUGAUGAUGAUGAUGAUGAUGAUGAUGAUGAUGAUGAUGAUGAUGAUGAUGAUGAUGAUGAUGAUGAUGAUGAUGAUGAUGAUGAUGAUGAUGAUGAUGAUGAUGAUGAUGAUGAUGAUGAUGAUGAUGAUGAUGAUGAUGAUGAUGAUGAUGAUGAUGAUGAUGAUGAUGAUGAUGAUGAUGAUGAUGAUGAUGAUGAUGAUGAUGAUGAUGAUGAUGAUGAUGAUGAUGAUGAUGAUGAUGAUGAUGAUUAUGAUGAUGAUGAUGGUCAAUGCCAAAUAUAACAAAUUCAUAAAAUUGAUUGUUUAUUUUUUUUAUAUAGAUGGAAUCAAUGAAAAACUUUCAGUGAAAUCACUAUCAAUUAAUCAAUAUGUGGAUUAUAUUAUCGAUCUUAUAAGCCUAAUGAAAUCACAACGUACCUACAUUAAUCAAUAUAAUACCGAUUUGUUAGCACAUCAGUUUCUUUUAGAAAUUAUCAAGGAGAUUUACAUUGCACCAGAAACAAGUUAUCCAUCUCCAGUUGAUGCAUUCAAAAGAUAA